Zea mays is the source of this 2959-nucleotide messenger RNA. RefSeq lists its product as uncharacterized. Gene Ontology annotation, biological process: protein phosphorylation. Lineage: Eukaryota; Viridiplantae; Streptophyta; Magnoliopsida; Poales; Poaceae. The record is from RefSeq and is a predicted model, not a curated record. The transcript has 3 exons. The coding region runs from base 589 to 2640 and encodes 683 amino acids. Gene Ontology annotation, molecular function: ATP binding; protein serine/threonine kinase activity.
UGGACCUGGCAAAACCGCCGUGCAGUUCCCACUCGAGAAAAACAGAGCGUCGCCUUCGCUUCGCCUCCAUGGCUCCAUAACUCCCUGCGGUUGUCAACAAAGGAAAACGAACCGCGGACGGGCGUGAGGAAACAAAACGCCCAGGCCGCGCUUCCUCUUUCCUUUCUUCGCCACCCACUGAGGGUCUCUUUGCUCCGCCGUCGUCUUCCUCUUUCGCUUUGGGGACUCCGAUCUUGUCCCUUUUAGAUGGGGUCUCCCGGUCAAAGGCCACGCUUCCUUUGGAAGUUUCCGUUUUGACCACUUCCUCAAGAGAUUUACACGUCCUUGUUAAGAUAAGGAUUUGCACGGUUGUUUCUUUUGUUUCGCGGUCCUUGGCGGAUCCAUCCACUCUGACUUGUUCCAAGUCCAAGGCUGCCUGUUCGACCCCAGGUGUGGCGAUCAUCCUCCAGUUCUCGCGCCCGCGCUCGAGGAAGAACUUAGGCAGAGGCAGAGGCCAUCUCAUCUCAGGGAACAGAGCCAAGGAGCGAUCCCGCAGCCACUCGAUCCGUCCUCGUCUCGGCAAGACUGGUCGGGUGAUCGCCGGCCAGGAUGGAGCAGCUCCGGCAGCUCGGCGAGGUGGUGGGCGCCAUCGACGCGCUCAUGGCGUUCGAGCCCGAGCUCCGCGUAAACCCGCGCCAGUGCCGCCUCCUGGCCGACGCGUGCGCCCGCGCGCUCGCCGCCGUCACGGGCGAGGUGCGCGCGCACCUCCGCUUCGAGGAGCGCGGCGCCAAGUGGCGCGCCGUGGAACCCGCGCUCCGCGAGCUCCACCGCGCGUUCCGCGACGCCGAGGGCUACGUCCGUCAGUGCCUGGACCCGCGCGGCGGGGGCAGCUGGUGGGGGCGCGCCGCGGCGGCGGCGCACUGCACUGACUGCGUGGAGCAGCACCUCCACGGCAUCCUCUGGUGCGUCGCCAUCGCGGUCGAGGCCGUCGAGGCCGCCGCGGAGAUCGCAGGUCACGACGCCGACGAGACCGCGCGGAGGCGUCUGGUGCUCGCCAACAAGUACGACAGCAGGAGCAUGCUCGAGCCCAGGCUGUUCCAGCACGCGUACGGCAAGCUGUACCUGGUGUCCCAGGAGCUCGUUGCGCGGAUGGACACGGUGUGGAAGGAGGACAGGUGGCUGCUAUUGCAGCUGCUCGACGAGAUGAAGUCGCCGGCGGCGCCGAAGCCGCUGACGAAGAGCGAGCAGCGGCUCGCCGACGUCCUGGCAGCGCCGCGGGGAAAGCUGCACUCGGCGUCUGUCCUGCUCAACGGCGACUACAGCGUGCGGAGGCGCCUCGGCGGCAACCUCAAGGAGGCGCAUUGGAUGGGGGAGAGCUUCGCGGUGAAGCAUUUCAUCGGGGACUCCGAGGCCGAGGUCUCGAUGCUGUCGUCGGUGGCGCACCCGAACGUGGCGCACGCCGCGUACUGCUUCCACGACGAGGAGAGGAAGGAGUACUUCGUGGUCAUGGACCAGCUCAUGGUCAAGGACCUCGCCAGCUACGUCAAGGAGAUGAGCAGCCCGCGGCGGCGAAUCCCGUUUCCCCUCGUCGUCGCUGUCGACAUCAUGCUGCAGAUUGCGCGCGGGAUGGAGCACCUGCACUCCAAGAAGAUCUACCACGGCGAGCUGAACCCGUCCAACGUGCUCGUGAAGCCGCGGCAGCCCGACGGGUACGUGCACGUCAAGGUCGCCGGGUUUGAGCGGCGGGGCGCCGUCACAAAUGGCGCAAAGGCGUCUGCUAAUGGCAGUGGCAAUGCCAGCGCAGCCGGCAGCGGCGGCGACGACACCUGCAUCUGGUACGCGCCGGAGGUUCUCGAGCAUCAGGAGAGCCGCGACAGGCACACCGAGAAGGCGGACGUGUACAGCUUCGCGAUGAUCUGCUUCGAGCUGCUGACGGGCAAGGUCCCGUUCGAGGACAACCACCUGCAGGGCGACAAGACGAGCAAGAACAUCCGCGCCGGCGAGCGGCCGCUGUUCCCGUUCCAGGCGCCCAAGUACCUGGUCGCCCUGACGAAGCGCUGCUGGCACGCCGACCCGGCGCAGCGCCCGCCGUUCGCCUCCGUCUGCCGCGUCCUCAGGUACGUGAAGCGGUUCCUGGUCAUGAACCCGGAGCAGCAGCAGGGCCAGGCCGACGCUCCGCCGGCCGUGCCGGCCGCUGACUACCUCGACAUCGAGGCGCAGCUGCUGAGGCGGAUCCCGGCGUGGCAGCGUGGCCAGGGCGCACCACCGCGCGUGGUGGACGUGCCGUUCCAGAUGUUCGCGUACAGGGCCGUGGAGAGGGAGAAGACCGCCGGCGCGCACGCCAGCAGGGACAGGGUCACGGAUUCCGGCAGCGAGGAGGACUCGCUGUGCGGCGACGAGAACGGGGUCGGCGCCACCACGCCAGACGACGACGCGUCCACCGUGUCAAACGGCACUGUGAGGUCGCGCCCGGACAGCUGCGACGGCAAGAAGACUCCGGUCAGGAAGGCAGACGUCAAGGCGCCGCCCAGACAAGGAGGGUCUCAACAGAAGGUGAAACCGGCGAGCGCGGUGAAGCCUCCGCCGGCGACGAGGAAAACGGUGGGCGUGAAGCCCGAGCAUCCGGCGCGGCGGCCGAAGUCCGGGCACGCCUCGGACUAGGAUUCUAGGAGGCAGCUGCGCUUGUAGCUGGACUGCUGGAAACCGCAAGGAGCUGUCAUGUUUGAUCUAGCGUGGAAUGGUGUGCAUCCCAGCAGCUCGCUUUUGAUGAACAAGGUUUUUGCAGUGGUUGAUUCGUUCAAUAGGUUCUUGUUUUAGAGUCUUCAGUCUUGCAUUUGACAUUUGCAUAGAUCCAUGAAUCCAUCGCCUGCAAGUUUGAUUGUGGCACCUGGAUUGUUCUGGGACUCUGGGUGUUCCGAGAGAGACGUUUUAGGCUUUGCCAUGGUUUGAUUGGCUAUCCUACCAUCCGAUUGAUUUUGCA